ACACACUUUUGUGCACAUGCACACACAAAGGUAGAUAAAGACAUGAUCAGAACUUUGCUCUUUUAGUUUUGUGAAUUUUUUUUUUUUUUCUUUCUGUGGUGUUGUGGGAGAGAAUUUACAAAAGUCACAUUUGCACUUGUCAGUUUGACCUGGUGCAGUAGCAGUGCAGGAGGGACUGGUUUAUUAAGAGAAGGCAGAGCCUCGGGUGGUCAGUCAGACUCACAGGAUGCAGAGAGCACUGAGUCUGGUUUCGCUGCUGGUCCUGGGGUCAGCCUGGACCCUCCAGGGGGCCCAUAUACUCCGGGAAACUCUCACCCUCACACAGGAGGACUUUGAUCUGGACCGGUUCAUGGGGAAGUGGUAUGAGGUGGCAGUGGCUUCCACCUGUCCUCACUACAUGCAGCGCAAGAGGGGAAACCCCGUUAUUGUUGCACUGACUCUGCAACAUGAUGUUUCUGACGGCAACUUCACAAUGAUGGCCACUACUUUCAGGAAUGGCUCAUGUCAGCAGACAUCUAGAAAUUAUGGACUAACAAACACUCCAGGACGAUUCUUCUACCACGUUGCCAAGUUUGGAGCAGAUGUUGAUUCCUAUGUGGUUCACACCAACUAUGAUGAGUACGCAAUGAUCCUUCAGCUGAGCACAGAGAAACAAUCAGGAAACACAACCACUAUAGUCAAGCUGUACGGUCGAACUAUGGAUGUGAGUCCUGCUGUGUCGGACAACUUCAAAACACUGGUGAGACGACAUGGAAUGAGUGAUGCUGCCAUCAUCAUGAAUCAGAACAAAGGUGGGUGUGUUCCAGGUGAGCCGGUGACAAACCACGCAACUCCACAACGGGGACUGCCUCAGAGGACAAAGAGAAAUGUGGCGCCACCUGUGGACGCUGGAUAUCUGACCACGUGAGGACAACAUUAUAUGAAAUCUUGUAUUUAUAACAUUUUUCUUUAAUUUAAAAAAAUGCUACUCAUAAUACACAAUAUUCAGACUCUCACAGAUCACACUGGAGCAGUAGUGUGCAACUGUAAACUACUACUACUACUACUGCUAUACUAUAAUACUACUAUCAAAUACAAUUGGGUAUUUUAUGUACCCACAUUUUAAAUUUCAUUGUCUUUUUAGUAUUUAUUUUUGGCAUUUUAUGCCUUUAUUAGAGCAAGAGAUGACAGGAAAUGAAGAAAGAGAGGUGUGGAAUGACCUGCAACAAAGGUCCUCAGCUGGGCACCUCACCAUUGUCAUUUCAUAAACUAUGGCAGGCAUUUUCACCCCUCUGUUUAUGUCAGACCCUUACUGUGCAUGUACAAAUACUAAAUGUAAAACAUAAUAUGACACAUAUGGUACAUAAUAUGAUACAUAUGGUAAUUCUGUCCAAAUUAAUUAAAUUAAUAAAAGUUUAACUAUUAUGCGGUGAGAGAUCAUGAGAUAAUCAUCGUGUCAUGCUACCGAUGAUAUCGAACAUUUUCCUCAGUUAAGAAAAUAACAGUUUUGUUCACACUGAUUUCUUAUGAAAAUUUUACUAUAUCACUGUUUUAUUGUAUUUUCACAUAUAUGUUUGGUAUGUCCAAAUCAAUCUGUAAUGUAGGGGCUUUGUAAAUAAAGUGAUUCAGUGUA
Molecule: messenger RNA, 1612 nt
Organism: Lates calcarifer (barramundi perch)
Lineage: Eukaryota; Metazoa; Chordata; Actinopteri; Centropomidae
Product: protein AMBP
Exons: 7
Coding region: 227-907 (226 amino acids)
Cellular component (GO): plasma membrane; cell surface
Molecular function (GO): serine-type endopeptidase inhibitor activity
Source: RefSeq, a predicted model, not a curated record